UGGCCAGAAACGGCUCUGCUGUUUAACCAGCCAACUGCCCGAGCACACACAGUAUAAAACACGAUUUAACACAGACGGAGGUUUAUACGUGUGCUUAUGUGUGCUUGUAUGUGGUUAUGUGGAGUAAGGAAAGGUUAAAAAGCCACAUUUUAGGCUUUUGUAAACUUACAACCCCCAACGUUUGGUUUAAUGUGUUUUACGCCUUUUUAUCAAACACUAUCAAACGAUUGUCGUUAUGUUACGCCAGGAUGUACAUCUGAGACCCCUCGCGUUUAAAACAUACAUGUAAAAUGUAUAAAAAUGUAUAAAAAACAGCCUAAAGCUGAAGCCCAUGUCCAUCUUGUAUUUGUCGUCCAUGUAAAUCUAGCGCGCAGAUUCGACGCGGCGUUUAAAGGCGGUUUGUUUGGGCAAAAGCAAGCGCAGAGGGGGAUUAUAUAGACGAAUAAUGUGCACAUGUGCUUCUGUAAGUGUGCCGUAUUUCUUUGCAUUUCUUCACGUGAGAUGAGAAUGUGAUGCGGAUUUUGUGUCUCGUGUCGAAUGUGCGGGUGAGUCCGCUGUUGGAGGCUGUGAUAGUGGUGUAUUGUGGGAGAGACAGAAAGCAGAAAGCAGUCUGGAGACACACAAUCGCAGAAAGGAGGCAGACUCUGUAAAACCAUGUAAUGCAAGAAGCGAAAAAAGACGGAAAACGAGCUCACUCGCGUCUCUCAGCCUUUCACCUUCAAAACGAACUCGAAGAUAAUGUCCCGAUCAGGAGAAAGAAGCAGGGUGAAUGAGGAGCACGGCAGAAGGAGUUCCACUUUGCCCAACGGCAUGGAGAACAGUUCAGGAGAGAAGCGCAGUCACCACUGGAGGAGUUACAAGUUGAUCAUUGACCCUGCUCUCCGCAAAGGAUCCCACAAGCUUUACCGAUACGAUGGACAGCACUUUAGUUCACCGAAUCCCGGCAUUCCCCCAGUGGACAUGGUCAGAGACCCCAGGAUCGGUCGCCUUUGGACGAAAUAUAAGGAGACAGACCUGCCGGUGCCCAAAUUUAAGAUCGACGAGUGCUACAUCGGCCGUGUUCCUCCAAAGGAGGUCACCUUUGCCAGGCUGAACGACAACAUCAGAGAGGGCUUCCUCAUGGACAUGUGCAAAAAGUUUGGAGAGAUUGAGGAGGUGGAGAUUUUGUACAACCCCAAGAACAAGAAGCACCUGGGAAUAGCCAAAGUGGUGUUCGGGUCGGUGCGGGCCGCCAAGGACGCCGUGCAAAACCUCCACAACACCUCUGUCAUGGGCAACAUCAUCCACGUGGAGCUGGACCCUAAAGGGGAGAACCGGCUGCGGUAUUUCGAGCGCCUGGUUAACGGCAGCUUCACGCCGCUCACGCUGCCGGUGGGCGAGGAGCCGUGCGAGGUGUCUCCGCGCAGCCUGGCCGAAGCUCUACUGGCGUGUGAGCCCUUGCGGAGGCUCUCUGAGGGCAGUUCCUCGGCGGUGGGGGGACCCGUAACGCCGGGCAGCACCAGCACGCCCCUGAGUCUGGACACAGCGUACUCCAGCCUGAGGCAGGACACACCCCAGUCUCAGGGAACACCCCACACCCCGCGCCCCGCUGGAACACCGUUCUCUCAGGACUCCACCUACUCCAGCAGGCAGGGCACUCCAGCGUUCCAGCCAAACCGCGCCGAGGGGUCAGGGGGGUACAAGUCCAGACGGCACGAGACCAAAUUUCAGGACGCUUAUAACCGCAGACCGGAGAGGCACUACGUUCACGGAGUGGGUGGGGCUUAUCGCGGCAAUGCGGAGCAGCAAAGCAGCUUUAAACAGCACCAGCCACCUGAACCGCCUUCACCUGCAUUUUCUAACACACCCCCUCCACCAGUCACGCCAAGCUUCAAACCCGCCACCUUCCAGCCCUACCAGCCCCCCUUACCCCCAGUGUACCCCCACACAGAACCCCCCGUAUACCCCCCUCAGCCCCCACAGAGAGAGCUGGACUACAGGCGGCCGCCGCAGGCUCCGUUACCCACACCCCCUGACUACAUGACGGUCAGGGAGCGCCCCGAGACCCCGCCCAUACCCGAGCCGCCCCCGGAGCCAACCACACCGCCCUCCGCCUGCACCCCGCCCGCAGGCACGCCUGAAACGUGCCCCUCCCCCGCCCCGGAGGCAGAGCGGAACAGCCUGGACUCCAGAAUUGAGAUGCUGCUGAAGGAGAAGCGGACAAAGCUCCGUUUCCUGAGCGAUCGCGGCGAUUCGGACGGAGAGGUGCGGAUGGAAGGAAGCCCCAUCUCCUCCUCCUCGUCUCAGCUUUCCCCUAUUCCCCCCUGCCCGCCCCAGCGUCCCUCACGGCCACCCAGCACUGGCUUGGAGGACAUCAGCCCCACCCCGCUGCCCGACUCUGACGAUGACGAGCCCAUUGCCGGCACCGCCAAGCUGAUGCUCCACCCCCAGAGCACAUCACCGCAAAACGCACAUGGCCAGAGCAUGACAGGGGGGCCACGGACCCCCACUGAAAAACCAGACUCGGGCGGCCAGUCAUCGGGGGAGGAUAUGGAAAUCUCUGAUGAUGAGAUGCCAGGCACCCCGAUCUCCGGCAGCGACUGUGCGAAGGGCAUCGUGGUGAACUCUGCCGUGUCCCCAUUGGCUCCGCAGGCCAUGGGCAUCCCGCCCCCUGGGUUCCCCCCUCUGCCCCACCACCCUCAGGCUGGGUACGCCCUGCCCCCCCACCAUUUACCCCCCCACUCCACCGUCCCAGCUCCGCCCCCUCCUCACCUGACGGCCCACCCGCUGCUGCACCCGCUCCACCCUUAUCCGCCAGGCAUGGUGCACAUGGUGCCGGUGGACCUGAUGAGCUGCCUGCCACAGUGGGGCAGCGUCCACAUGUCUUUCCAGAUGCAGACGCAGAUGCUGAGCCGGAUGGCGCAGAGCCAGCGCCCGUACCCGUACCCCCACUACCUGAGCAGUGCCACCGCUGCAGGCGCCACCGCCGGGGCCAUGCAGUUUGGGGGUCCGUACCCGCAUCUAUCUCUGGUGGGUGCCCCCUCGGGCACGGUGGGGCAUGGCCAGCACUGGCCUUUACCAAGCAUGCCCAAGUUUAACCCUACUGUGCCCCCGCCCGGGUACGAGACGCAGAAGGAGGACCCCCAUAAAGCCACGGUGGAUGGGGUCCUGAUGGUAAUUGUCAAAGAGCUGAAGGCCAUCAUGAAGCGAGACCUCAACCGCAAGAUGGUGGAGGUGGUGGCCUUCAGGGCUUUUGAUGAAUGGUGGGAGAAGAAGGAACGUUCGGCUAAGGCUACCUCCACCCCUGUGAAGCCCGGCGAGGGUAAAGAGGAGGAGAAGGAGCGAGCGAAGCCGAAGGAGACGUUAUCGUCCAGUCUGCUGGAGAACUGGAGUAAAGGCGAAGGUCUGGGCUACGAGGGCAUGGGCCUGGGCAUCGGGCUGCGCGGCGCCAUCCGCCUGCCUUCCUUCAAGGUGAAGCGGAAAGAGCCUCCUGACCCCACCUCCACUGCAGAGAACAAACGAGCACGACCAUCCACUCCUGUAGAUGAUGAGCUGGAAGAUGAAGAGUCGGAACGAACUGAGCUGCCAGCAGAUGGCACCAGACUGGAUGCUGAAAACUCCUCUGCGAAGCGCCGGCACGCCAGACCGGUGGAGCUGGACAGCGAAGGAGAGGAAGAAGAGGAGGAGGAGGAGGAGGAGGAGACGUCUGGCAGGGAAGAGUCGUCUCUGUCCGAUCGAGAGGAACCUGAUGCAGAAACAUCAGAGAGGCUUUCGUCAGGCAAGGAGGCAGGCGAUGAUGACGAUGAUGAAGAGGACAGUGAGUCUGAGGCCAGUUCUUCUUCUGACUCGUCUGAUGACGAGCCGGGCAGUUCUUCCUCCUCUGAAUCCGACUCUGACUCGUCUGCGUCUGAGAGCUCCUCCGAGUACGACUCUAGCUCGGAGGAGGAGCGCGAGGAGGAGGAGGAAGAGGAAGAGGAGGUUGCCAUGGAGAUGGUUGAAGAGGCGGAAGCGCGGACGUCCUCGUCUUCCUCAUCUUCGCCCUCAUCAUCGUCCAAUGAGGAGGAGGAGUCUGAGCUGAAAGCCCCAGGAACCCCACCGGCGCCCCCGCUAGAGGAGGAGUGCGAGUCCGGCCGGCUGGAGGCGGAGGAGGCUGCGCGAUCGGUUAGAGCGGCUAUGGAUGACCUUCGACCUCCGUCGCCGAAAGGACUGCCAGUAGAGGAACCGGAUAUAGACUUGGACGUUCCGAAGGUGGAGGCGUCUCUGGAGGAUGUGGGCGUUCUGCGGCCCCCCACCCCGACAGGUUCUCUGGCCGACAGUGACUUAGAUGUCCGGCCGAAGAGCCAAUCUGAAGAGGAGGUCCCACGGACCCCCGGGCGUGAUGGCCCCGCCCCCUCAGAGCUGGACACCAGCAGCCAGAUCUCCUCCUCAGGUCAGUCUGUCCACCUCGCUUUGCCCCCUGGUCACGCCCUCCUGCCCCCGCCUCCCGACUCUUGCAGCCGACAGCGGCUGCAGACGGACGAGGAGGUCCCGCGCACGCCGGGCCGCGACCUGCGGAAGACUCAAAGCACCGAGACGGCCCCUGAAACGCCCGGUGGCGACGCCCCCCUCACAGGUAACAGCUUGGCUCUCAGCUUGGCACUCAGCUCCCCCCACGUCCCCGGCAGCCCCUUCUCUUACCCUGCCCAGUCCCCCGUCCUCAGUGCUGGCAUCCCACGGACGCCGGGCAGGGACCUGACCUUCGCCCCCGUGUUCCCUGACCCUGCUGUCCCCGCCGGCCCCCCACACAGGAAGGCAUCAUCUGAGAGUCUAGAGGAGAAACCUGUGUUCAAAGAGCCGGUGUUUAAAGAGCCGCCGCUCAGCACUAACCUACCUAGCACUGCUGCUUCACCCCCGCUCCCCGCCGCUGCUACUGCCGCUGCUGCUGCCUCCCAGGAGCUUCCCGCAGCCCCCCAAACCUCGCCGGCCCCCUCUAUAGAAGGCUCUGCCCCUACCGUGCCCCCCGAUCUUCCUGUCCCACUCAUAGAGCUUCCUGUGCCCCUAGAUGUCACUCCAAGCAAGAAGAAACAGGCACGGGCCAAAGCUAAAAAGCCCUCAGCAGCUCUCAGUCCAGAAGAUACUCCUCUAGAGCCACCUCCAGUGACCCCCACGCUGCCCUCGCUGCCUCCAGAGCCUGCAGUGAGGGACCUGUUUCCUGAUCGGCCCAGUGAUGCCACUGGGAGACAGGACGCAGAGUCCCGGCCGCCAGAGCCGGAGGACGAUGAUCUGGAUGACGUAGGUCAGACGGUUCUGCUGUCCAGCCCAGGAGUCCACGACGACCUGCUGUUUGAGGAACCGGUGCAGAAGACCCGACGUCAGCGGCGUAGCUGGGAGGAGCUCCUGCUCUCCAUGCACUCCCCUGCCGCCUCACCGCCACGGCCCAGCUACCUGCCCCGCACUGAAUUUGAGGAAAUGACCAUCCUCUACGACAUCUGGAACGAGGGCAUCGAUGAGGAGGACAUCCGCUACCUAAAAAUCACCUACGACAAACUGCUGCAGCAGGACAACGGCAACGACUGGCUCAACGACACGCUGUGGGUCCAUCACCCUCCCACCAGCGGAGGCAGUCUGCCCGGCAUGAAGAAGAAGCGGCGUGAGGACGGCAUGCGGGAUCAUGUGACUGGCUGUGCCCGCAGCGAGGGCUACUACAAAAUCGACAAGAAGGACAAAGUGAAGUAUCUGAACAGCACGCGGCUGCAGUUCGACGAGCCCGACAAGGACACACAGGGGAGGAGCAUUCCUGCCCAGCCGCACGCCUCCACCAGAGCCGGAUCAGAGAGACGGUCAGAACAGCGCCGCUUGCUGUCCUCCUUCAGCUGCGACAGCGACCUGCUCAAAUUCAACCAGCUUAAAUUCCGUAAGAAGAAGAUCCGCUUCUGUAAGAGUCACAUCCAUGACUGGGGUCUGUUCGCCAUGGAGCCCAUCGCUGCUGAUGAGAUGGUUAUUGAAUACGUGGGUCAGAAUAUCAGACAGGUGAUCGCUGAUAUGAGAGAGAAGCGAUACGAGGAGGAGGGAAUCGGGAGCAGCUACAUGUUCCGUGUGGAUCACGACACCAUCAUCGACGCCACCAAGUGUGGAAACUUCGCUCGAUUCAUCAACCACAGCUGCAACCCGAACUGCUACGCCAAGGUCAUCACUGUGGAGUCGCAGAAGAAGAUCGUCAUCUACUCCCGACAGCCGAUUAAUGUGAACGAGGAGAUCACGUACGAUUACAAAUUCCCAAUCGAGGACGAGAAGAUUCCGUGUCUGUGCGGAGCGGAGAACUGCCGGGGAACAUUGAACUAGCCUGGAGGAACAGCGGCGCGGUCAGAGUGCCCAGACAGGCGGGCAAACUGCAGAAACUGCUGCCCUGAGGAGCAGCCACCCCCCUACCUUCCCACCCCCCACUCCCUUACCUGCCGGAGUGCUGAGGGCUCUUUAAUAAACACGUCUGAUGAUUGUUUACGAUUUACAGGUGCUCUUUCAACCACGUUAGGAUGAAUUUUUCUACCACUCUUCCAUUCAGCUUUGUAUGGAGAAAGAAAAAGACUGUAGCCCCGCCCCCUGCCACCCCCCACUGUAGCAUCUAGGUUACUGGACACCCCCAGUUUUCUCCACUAAACCCCCGUCCCAUUUCUCUAUGUCCAAGCGCACAAAAGGCCUCUGCUGCACACCCGCACAGGGAGAACCAGGGCUUCACAGUAAUAAUCCAGCUCACUUCCUCUUCAUUAAGUGUUCGGUGGGUUUGUUUCACCGCUCGGCCCACUUUUCCCUCUAAUUACGGUUUUAUUUUCAUGCUGUUUGUCUGAAAGGACUCUCUUUUACACCGAGAGCUUAAAUCUCAUCAUAUGUGUAAAAAUAUUAUUGUGCAGUCCACCUGUGUGGCAACUAAACAGAGGUUCAGGUAAAUUUGCUCUUCUGCUCGUGGUCACACCUCACUGCUGUUUCUACCGCUGACUGCUUGUUGGAGUGAGUUCGCUGCCCCCUGCGGGCCGUACACUGUAACUGCAGCCUUCAGGAUAGCAGUACAGCCCUGAAAGGGGAACUCAACCAUUUUUUUUUUCACAUUUUUGCAUAUGUGAAAUGGUUGAUUGUAGAGACUCAGUGUUCUUUCCAGUGGUGGUGAUGGGAACCAGGGGUCACC
Molecule: messenger RNA, 7138 nt
Organism: Colossoma macropomum (tambaqui)
Lineage: Eukaryota; Metazoa; Chordata; Actinopteri; Characiformes; Serrasalmidae
Gene: setd1ba
Product: SET domain containing 1B, histone lysine methyltransferase a
Cellular component (GO): Set1C/COMPASS complex
Molecular function (GO): protein binding; histone H3K4 methyltransferase activity; RNA binding
Source: RefSeq, a predicted model, not a curated record